GCAAUUUGUACUAUACCCCAGUCUACCUUGAUUUCCUUUCUACUCCUACCUCACUACACCCAACAUGCUCGGCAAAAUUGCCCUCGAAGAAGCCUUCGCGCUUCCCCGCUUCGAAGAGAAGACGCGCUGGUGGGCCAGUCUCUUCUCCACCGACCCCGAAACCCACGUCAAGGAGAUCACCGACAUCAACAAGCUGCGCAUCGAACAUGCCGACAAAUACGGCGUGGGAUACCAAAUCCUCUCCUACACAGCCCCCGGUGUCCAAGACAUCUGGGAUCCCGUCGAAGCCCAAGCCCUAGCCGUGGAAAUCAACGACUACAUCGCAGAGCAGAUCCGCGAUAAGCCCGAUCGCUUUGGCGCAUUUGCGACCCUCUCCAUGCACAACCCCCAAGAAGCCGCCUCCGAACUCCGCCGCUGCGUGCAAACCUACGGCUUCAAAGGCGCCCUCGUCAACGACACCCAACGCGCCGGCCCCGACGGCGACGACAUGAUCUUCUACGACAACGCCUCCUGGGACAUCUUCUGGCAAACAUGCACGGAACUCGACGUGCCUCUUUACCUACACCCGCGCAACCCCACCGGCACGAUCUACGAGAAGCUCUGGGCAGAUCGGAAAUGGCUCGUGGGUCCGCCGCUCAGCUUCGCGCAGGGCGUCAGUCUGCAUGUGUUGGGGAUGGUGACGAACGGCGUGUUUGAUCGGCACCCUAACCUACAGCUCAUAAUGGGCCAUCUGGGUGAACAUGUUCCGUUUGAUAUGUGGCGUAUUAACCACUGGUUCGAGGAUCGCAAGAAGUUGUUGGGAUUAGCGGAGACGUGUAAGAAGACCAUCCGGGAGUAUUUUGCUCAGAAUAUCUGGAUUACGACGUCGGGGCACUUUUCCACCACUACGUUGAAUUUCUGUAUGGCGGAGGUCGGGGUCGAUCGGAUUCUGUUCUCCAUUGAUUAUCCGUUUGAGACGUUUGAGGAUGCGUGUGUUUGGUUUGAUGGCGCCGAGUUGAAUCUUGUGGAUAAGGUUAAGAUUGGGAGGGAUAAUGCGGCGAGGUUGUUUAAGUUGGGAGCGUUUAGGGAUUGUGAUGCGAAGAUCAAGAAUUAGUCAUGAGUUUAGUAUGUAACGAAAUGAGAUGAUAUUUCUGUUU
This is a messenger RNA of Aspergillus piperis CBS 112811, 1136 nucleotides long. RefSeq names its product amidohydrolase family protein. Gene Ontology annotation, molecular function: carboxy-lyase activity; hydrolase activity. NCBI's taxonomy places the organism in Eukaryota, Fungi, Ascomycota, Eurotiomycetes, Eurotiales, Aspergillaceae. The record is from RefSeq and is a predicted model, not a curated record. Bases 65 to 1093 code for a protein of 342 amino acids. Gene Ontology annotation, biological process: secondary metabolic process. Gene Ontology annotation, cellular component: cytosol; cytoplasm. The transcript has 2 exons.